Molecule: messenger RNA, 2547 nt
Organism: Cydia splendana
Lineage: Eukaryota; Metazoa; Arthropoda; Insecta; Lepidoptera; Tortricidae
Exons: 7
Coding region: 214-948 (244 amino acids)
Source: RefSeq, a predicted model, not a curated record
UUUUUUAAGGUGGAUUUGUUAGUUGUGUUGUGAGAGAAACUUUGAAACUAUUUAAUAUUAAUCAGAGGGAAUUUCCGAAGUCGUUCGCGAGAUAGAAUGAUCGGUAUCUGGCACAACCACGAGAACGCAGUGGCGUUGAUGGGGGGCGGCGCCGGCCGCGGCCGAUAGUACGACGGCGGCCGCCCGCGCAGCGUCACCCACCGGCCGUCAGCCAUGGUGCGCGACAAGAAACCGCCGGGCAAGACCGACUCGCAGAAAUCAAGCACCAACCUAGUGGGAAAAUUCACGCAGAGCGUCCGCCGCAUCGUACAGGACGUCAAGGACGAGGGGGCUUCCAGCGGGCAGACGAAGGAAGAGGUGAUAGAGACGAACGAACGGCUGCGCAUGGUGCGGAUACGGCUGGACGAGAACUAUGAUACCGCCAAGAAGGCGCUGGUGACGCUCAUGACGCGCUACAACGAGUCCAAGGCGCAGAGGAACCUGUUCACCAGAUACGCGAUGCUGAAGGUCAUGAUCAAGGACGUCAUCCGUCUGGAGACUCAGUACUGGUCGUUAGUGGAGAUCCCCCGGCAGGAGAAGGCAGAGACGGUACCGGCCUUCGUGCUGCGCGCGUGCGCUAUCAUGGAGAAGACGCAAAAGUCUGGAGAAGGAGUCAAGACCUCGUCUAAGCUGGCCGAGGAGGCCGCUGAUCGGAGGGACAGGAUAGAAAGGCUGAGCGAUAUGACAACAUCCCAAAUAGAAGCCGAGAAUACGCAGAUGACAAACGACUUGUACCGCCUCCUGAAAAAGUACACCGGCUUAAGAAAUCUUAUAAGAGAAUUAAAGUCGGAGUAUGUAAGCACCAAAGUGUACCCGAUGUUCCCGCGGUACACGAUGCUGAAAGACAUGAUAAAGGACAUCAUGCACGACCCCGACUACAUGGAGGUGUGCCACGAGGUCGACCCAUAGCGCGGGGUUCGCAAAUAAAUGAGGCGCUCUUUUACAGACCGCGCGCGGUCGAGUCGUCGCUAGCGAGCGAGGGUCAAGAUCAGGAGGAAAAGGGUCCCGAGAAAUCGAUCCUGAGUUAUCGGAGAGCAUCGGCAACAAGUCGUUACAUUUUCGUGACGGGCAGUGCUGUGACAUGCUAGCGGCGGGUAGUGCGGCGAGUACUCAUUUAUUUGCGAUUAUUUGUUAUUGGACUUGCUUUAGUGUAAGCUUAGAUUCGAAUUAGUGUACUCGUCCUUCAAGAGCCUGUGAAGUUUCUUCUUCUUUCCAUAAUUCUCUUUUAAAUUAUUUUCCUGUUCUGUCAUUUGCUACUCUGAUUAUGUGUGUCUAUUGUAGAUCUUCCCAUAUAUUUAUAUCCUUACUCAAAUUCCUCUUACUAGUUCCAUUUGUUGAUAGUUGACGAUUAUAACAUUUAUAACAGAGAUAUAUAAUAAUGAUGUUGUUUUAAAAUAGACGCAAUUUAACUGUUUUCAAAUGGUGUAACCUUAACAUUAUUAGUUAUAAAUUGUAUGUUAGCACGAUAUUUUAAAUUUACUAUAAUUUUGUUGUAUUAUCAGCAGUGUUUUAGUUUAGUAAAUAUUUUGAGAUGAUGUGGGCAAAAUAGCUACUAAAUUGUAUGCUAAUGUAACUGCGGUUUUUGAUAUAAAAAAGAUCAUGACUCAUGAGUCAGUCAACACAAUUAGAUAGAAAACAUGUUAAUUGGAACUUUGUAGAUAAUUCAUGUCUGUCUAUUUUAUUGCUAUUAAUGCAGAGUAUAAUAGCUUUUGCAAGCUUUCCAAAUGUAACUCUACAUAAUCACUACCUACGCAAUAUGCAUAUUUACUCGACAUAUCAUAUUCUAUACAAAUAUUCAAUCAAUCUACAUUCUAAGAAACUUUACUAUUUAUCAAAUCUUCAUAAUCACAAAUUAUUAACUACUUAUAAUUGUAAGGAAUGUUAGAACUACUAUAGUGGUAUGUGCGUGCAAGAAUAAAAUGCCAUUGUAUGUGUUCAUCAUUGAAAUAGAUAAAAUAUAAGUGCUCUACCCUCUGUAUUUAAAUGUAUUCUGUUUGGUUUCAUUUGGUACUUGAUGUCCCUUUGGCAGUUAGUCAAUGUAUUGUUUUUUCAUCAAAUGAUAAUACUACUAAUUAAGUUUUGUAUCUUUUAUUGUAAAAUAUAACAUUUGGUUCAACAUUCAAUAUAGUAUGAAAUAACCAUGUCAUGAAUGAACGUAAGCUGAAUUUAAAUAGUUCUGGUACAAAUGUAUUUACUUGCGGUAUCCUCGUUACCUACUUAGUAUAAAAAUAUUGACAAAUCGAGUAUUUCUACAGAUAAAAUAUAGUUUCUAGUUUGCAUUUUAUGUAGAAGAACUCGAUUGUGCUGUACUUAAUUGUUUAAAAAUGCAGCGCGUUCAUGGAUUUGGAGAAUAUUUUGUAUUUAAUAUCAAUAAGAUUAUCGUUAGGAGUGUUAUUGAUUUUAAUAAUAGAAUUUUAAUAAUUUGUAAACUGUGAUUGAAUUUUGAUUAGAUAGCUUGAACUACGUAAGUUCGUGAAUAUGCCAGAGACUACUUUUUUGUGUUUGUUC